Molecule: messenger RNA, 570 nt
Organism: Saprolegnia diclina VS20
Lineage: Eukaryota; Oomycota; Saprolegniomycetes; Saprolegniales; Saprolegniaceae
Exons: 3
Coding region: 1-570 (189 amino acids)
Source: RefSeq, a predicted model, not a curated record
AUGUCUGCAGCCGAGACGGGCGACGCCGUGCAGCAAGUGCUCCAACUGACCUUUGGCCUUGGCGCCGACGAGCUUCGCGGACAGAUCCAAGAUCUUAUCCGCGUCUUCGACAAACGGACCGAAGAAGACGACCUCAAGGAGAUUCUCCAGAUCACGCACCCCAAGGCCCGACACCUCAAUGGCUGGCACCUGGAGCGCCUCGCCAUGGAGGAGUACGAGGAACACACGCCUCAAGACAUUCAACGCAAGAUCCAUGGCAUCAAGAAGGAUAUGCGGACGAGCCGAUCCUUGGUCGAUGCGAUUCUGAACCGCGAAAAGGACUGGGCCACGAAGCGCGACGGGCUCGUCACGGCCAAGAUGGAGCAGCGCGAGGCCAUGCAGGUCGAGCUGGACGUCGCCAAGCGCAUUGUCCAGAAGCUCCAUGCCGCCGACGAGAUGAACUGCCCGACCGAGUCCCUCGCCGCCAAGCUUGCCGAGCCCGCGCCUGUGGAAGAGCGCUUGCUCGCGUCGCACGCGACCGAAGCCACUGCAUCUGGGAACGUUGACCUCAGCGAGGCGCCUUCCAUCUAA